UUCUAUUCCCCAGUUCUUGAGAAAGGAAGUUAAACCUUAUCUUAGUUCAAACUUCACAGCACUGCUGCUAUAGGAGGCUACUACAAAAACAAGAUGUUAGGUGCUGCUGCAUUAGUAUUGCUGAUGGCAGGACUUUCUGUCUCUCUGAAUUGUCCUGAUGGAAAAUACUGUCCUGAUACCUCCACCUGCUGCAAGAGUGAACGUGGGUAUGGGUGCUGCCCUUAUCCACAUGCAGUUUGCUGCCCGGACCUGUCUCACUGCUGCCCCGAGGGCUUCCAGUGCAACAUGCAGACUCAGAUGUGUGAGAAGUCGGGGCUGCAGGCCACGGCUCCAAUGCUGAUGAAGGUGCAGGCAGAAGAGCCCAGCAUCCCCCUUGUUCCCCUGGGCGGUGCCUCUGCUGGAGGAGAGAACGCAGGGAGUCUGGUGGUGCGCUGCGAUGCGACAUACGCGUGUCCCGAUGGAAUGACGUGCUGCCAUCACCCUGCGGGGGGGUGGUCCUGCUGUAUCUACUCACCUGCUCAGUGCUGCCUGGAUGGUUACCACUGCUGCCCGUACGGCUACCAGUGUGACAGGACCUACACCCACUGUCUGAGGGGAGGGGUGCCUUACCCGUUUCUCUUACACAAGCCUGCCGCCACAGUUAAGCCCACUAAGGCUCCUGUGGUGGAGCCCAGGAUGUCACCGGAGGAUGAGUGAUGUCCGUUAGGCCGGGGCAAUCCAACAACACACCCCCCCCCCCCCCCCCCCCCCCCCCCCAUGAGACGGGGCCCCACCCACGAUUAUGACGCCACCGGCCCAUUUGGAGCUGCAGCCUAUGUAAUAACCAAGAGUCAGGGUGCAAUGUGUCCAUGAGCGAUUUUUGGUUGGUCAUAUUCAAAUAAAAAGGAUUCAAAUUUU
Messenger RNA from Paramormyrops kingsleyae, 897 nucleotides. Its product is annotated as progranulin-like. Gene Ontology annotation, cellular component: extracellular region. Lineage: Eukaryota; Metazoa; Chordata; Actinopteri; Osteoglossiformes; Mormyridae. The record is from RefSeq and is a predicted model, not a curated record.